Messenger RNA from Ricinus communis (castor bean), 630 nucleotides. RefSeq lists its product as uncharacterized. Lineage: Eukaryota; Viridiplantae; Streptophyta; Magnoliopsida; Malpighiales; Euphorbiaceae. The coding region runs from base 68 to 403 and encodes 111 amino acids. The transcript is spliced from 2 exons. The record is from RefSeq and is a predicted model, not a curated record.
AAUGCUUAGGUGAUCAAGGUUAUACCAUAGAAGAGAGGAAAAAAAGAAAAAGAAUAAUAUAGAAAACAUGAAGGCAACCAGGAGAUUAGUUUCCUUGUUUGUGUUGCUAGUUGCAGUGUUGAGCAUAGUAGAGGUGAAGACAGCUAAUGCAGCUCCUAGCGCUGCUCAGUGCAAAGAAGAAAGGAGGCUUGGGCUUAAUGCUUGCAAGCCAGUUGUGUAUGGUAGGCCACCAUCGCCUCAGUGUUGUCAGCGCAUAAGGGUUACACAUAUAGAAUGCGUUUGCCCUGUUGUCACCCCUAAAUUGGCUGCUCUUAUUGAUGUUAACCGCGCCAUUCGAGUCAUUGAAGGUUGUGGCAGAAGGGUUCCUCGCCAUUUCAAGUGCGGAAGUAUCACAACUCCAUGAAAACUGAACUUGUUAUGGUUUAAUUUCUGUUUAAUUGCUUCUUUAAUUUAGCGUCAGCGGUUGGAGAAGAUGGGUCAAAUUGAAGGAAGUGUAGUAGUACAUCUAGUAUAACUUAAAAAAGAAAAAAGAAAUCUGAAUAAGUUCUUGAUUGUAUCACAUGUAAUCUGGCUGGCUUCUUAGCCAAACUUAUCUUGUUCAGUUAAAAUAUGGUGCAUUAGUAUUUUAAA